Penaeus monodon (black tiger shrimp) is the source of this 2745-nucleotide messenger RNA. RefSeq lists its product as uncharacterized. Gene Ontology annotation, biological process: proteolysis. Gene Ontology annotation, molecular function: serine-type endopeptidase activity. NCBI's taxonomy places the organism in Eukaryota, Metazoa, Arthropoda, Malacostraca, Decapoda, Penaeidae. The record is from RefSeq and is a predicted model, not a curated record.
UACUCGUCUCGGAACCUUGUGCGCGAACAGGGCUUUUUGCGCCUCGGUGGCAGGGCCUUUGUGCAUCACUGGUGUCGUUUUCUUUCAACGGACGCGAUCAAUUCACUGUGCACGUGCUUGGUGCUGUAGAUCUUGUUUAAGGCCUCCCCUUGGCUGGUGAGUCAUGACGCCGCCCGGAAGUGCGACAGCGCCCCUGCUGAUGCUCCUGAUGAUCACGGCUCAGAGAGUGACCUCGCAGGAGCGUGGGCAAUCAAGCAGUCCAGGUGGGGUUCCACAGGGCCACGCAGAGGUCAGUUCCCUCGGCGGCGACCCUCUCGAGACCAAAGCCGAACGGAGGCCAGAUCUCCGGGUACGGAAGGCCUCAAACGAGCAGCCGCGGCCGAUGAGGACCACCUUAUACGGGCCCGGAAGCUUUCAACUUCCACGAGUGAGAGGAACAAGCGACAGAAGAGGAAAUACGAAGGAGGUAGAGACGAGACUCAGGCACAAGGCAGGCGGCGACCGACAGAAGCAGUCUACAGGUAAGAGCGAGUCAAGCAAGAACAAAAGAGGAAGAAUAAGAUUAAUAAGAAGACAGCCAAAAAGGGUAAAAAGGCUGCCCAGAACAACAAUACUGCAAAACAUAGAGUCAAAAAAGGCAAUUCCCAAAAAAGUAACAAAAAACAAAACAAGAAAGCAAAGAAACCAAAAGAGGAAAGGGAGAAGAAGAAAAAGAAAAAAUCACUCAAAAAGAAAACAGGCAAGUCACAAGCAAAAAGGCCCAAAGAUAGAAUCAAGGUUUCAAACACAAAACCGAAAAUACGACAGGUGUCAGACGAGAGCUGUGACUCCAGCACCAAGGUCGGCGUGGGGGAGGUGGUCGCCGUGGAGGGCACCAGCAGCAGGAAGGCCGUCGAUUGUAAACACACGAUCCGGACGCGCAAAGGCAACACCCUGAAAAUGACUUGCCCGAGAUUCGGCCUGUCCCCAGGGCGCUGCAAGGAGGAGAAGGUCGUCAUCAAAGAGAUCGGAAAAGGCAAAUUCAAAAGGAAAUAUUGCAAGGGCGAAAUUCCGGGCGAGGACGUGAGCCAAGCGGCCCUACGGGCAGUGAGCUUCGUGCACCAGAGGGCCGAGCUGACGGGCAAGCAGUGCGCCGUCGGGUUCCUGUGCCUCUUUUCGGCAUCUGAGAUUUCUGGCAAAGUGAGCGAAUGUGGGGGGAAAUACGAGCUACAAGAAGGGGAGUCGAUGAUCGUGGCUCCGGCGACGUUUGGGGAUAAGGUUUCUUGCAAAUACACUUUCAAGAGCCUGCCGGGUUCGACCCUUGCCCUCAGCUGCCCUUCCUUCAACCUCAAUGAACGAGGCUGCGGACGCGAGCGGGUCAUCAUCAGAGAGAAAAAGGCUAAAUAUAAAAAGAAAUUUUGCAAAACAAGCAACCCAGCGAAAGAGCGCGGCCAAACGACCUCCAACCGCUUCACAUUCACUCACAAGAGGAAGAAACUCAAGGAUAACGACUGUGAGAGAGGAUUCUGGUGUCAAGUGUCAGUUGUAAAAGGGCCGACUUCGACGACAGAGCUACCAACUUCUGAACAGUCUACAGUCUCAAAGGGAACGUCAGCACAACUUUCAACACCGAAACAAACACUUACGCAACCAGCAGCGUCAACACAGACAAAUUCACAACCACCAGUUUCGACACAAACAUCCGUGCAGCCUCUAACACCGACAAAGAUAUCAGUGCAACCUUCACAGACAUCAAAAUCGCCACAGCCAUCAACGCAGUCUGCAACUUCGACAAAAACUCCAACGCAAACCACGACAUCGACACAGACAUCGACACUAACUACGACGUCGACACAAACAUCGACGCAACCUGCAACAUCAUCCCAGACAUCAUCGCAGUCUUCAGCAUCGACGCAGACUUCUACGCAACGAGAAACCUCAACCACUGCAACUGCAUUCCAACCAAGAUUCUUCUGCGAGACGUGUGGGUCGGUCCCUUCCGCCUCGAGUGCGAGGGUCGUCGGGGGGCAGGACGUCACGGUCGGGGAAUACCCUUGGAUGGCGCUCGUUUACGUGAGUCGCAGCAGCGGGAAAGUUUCGAUCUGUGGCGCUUCCCUCAUCAAGUCUCGGUGGCUCUUGUCUGCGGCUCACUGCUUCUAUAACGUUGGGUACGAUUUGGUGGCGGUAUUCCUUGGCGACCACGAUAUCACGAAUAACACGGAAGUGCCCACUACCGUUGGAUCCGUCAAGAGCAUUGUCUUACACCCGCAGUAUGACCCCGACACGUUCGACAACGACGUGGCGCUGAUCGAGCUCCGGGCGGACGUCGCGUUCACUCCGCUCAUCGCGCCCGUGUGCCUGGCGGCGGCCGAGGACGUGGAGGGCGCGACGAAGGCCGUCGUCACUGGCUGGGGCGACACGUCCUUCGGAGGCGACCUCUCCCCGGUGCUGCAGGAGGCGGAGCUCGACCUCAUCUCCAACGCCGAGUGUCGAAACUCCUUCCAGCAGACGACGCUCACCAUCACCGACAACAUGAUGUGCGCCUACACGGAGGGCAGGGACGCGUGUCAGGGCGACAGCGGCGGCCCUUGGUGAGGCAGCUCGCCGACGGCCGCUGGGUCCAGCUGGGCGUCGUCAGCUUCGGCGUCGAGUGCGCCAAGGUCGGCAGCCCCGGCAUCUUCACGCGCGCGAGGCUCUACGUCGACUGGAUCAUCAACGUCACGGCGUCAGACAGCUGUUAGGAUGCAUGAUGCGGGUCGAUUACUG